This is a messenger RNA of Penicillium vulpinum, 717 nucleotides long. Its product is annotated as kinase-related protein. The record is from RefSeq and is a predicted model, not a curated record. The coding region runs from base 1 to 717 and encodes 238 amino acids. Gene Ontology annotation, cellular component: cytoplasm. Lineage: Eukaryota; Fungi; Ascomycota; Eurotiomycetes; Eurotiales; Aspergillaceae. The transcript has 2 exons.
AUGGAUCAACAGGUAGACCGACUGGUCAACAAGACCUGGGCAAAAUUCUGCUCAACAGCAGACGACGCGCGCCUAAUGAUCGCCAUCAGCGGAAUCCCAGGCUCUGGCAAGACAGGCCUAGCAACUAUGAUGGCAGCGCGUAUUAACAAGAUCUACGCCUCGGAGAACCCAGCAUCACCAACACCAAUAGCAAUUGCCCUCCCAAUGGACGGCUACCACCUGACACGUGCACAGUUGGCCGCCAUGCCGGAUCCGGCGCACGCGGCGGCCCGACGAGGCGCAGCGUUUACUUUCGACGGCGAUAAAUUCCUCGAGCUUGUGCGCGCUCUGCGAGAGCCGCUUACGGCUCGCACGGGCAAUCUUUACGCGCCAAGCUUUGACCAUGCUAUCAAGGAUCCUGUUGAUGGGGAUAUUGCCAUCGCACCGAGUUGUCGGGUGGUGUUUUUUGAAGGAAAUUAUCUUAGUUUGGAUCGGGCACCGUGGAAUGAAGCCGCUAAAUUGAUGGAUGAGCUUUGGUUUGUUGAUGUUGAUUUUGAUAUUGCGAGGCAGAGGUUGGUGGUUAGGCAUGUUAAGGCGGGAAUUGCGAGGGAUGCAGAAGAUGCGGAUAAGAGGGCUAGAGAGAAUGAUUUGGUUAAUGGGAAAGAGAUUGUGGAUUACAGGUUGCCGGUGCAAGAGGUUGUUUUUAGUAUUUUUGAUCCUGUUUGGGAAAUGUCAUGA